Messenger RNA from Protopolystoma xenopodis, 339 nucleotides. Lineage: Eukaryota; Metazoa; Platyhelminthes; Monogenea; Polystomatidea; Polystomatidae. The record is from the annotation of a GenBank genome assembly.
GGUGGACAGCAGUUUCCAUCUCGCUUAGGUCGUAUCAACAGCUUCAGCGGGAGUGCAGCAUAUGAGCUUGACACGUCAACCACAUUGCCACGAGUGCCCUUGGGUCACGAAGCAGAUGUGAAUUUCAAGGAAGAACAGGCCUUUUCCCCAUAUCACAUUCAUUGAAUUCGUCUCAUGUCUCCCUGGUUCAGUGAUUUCAAUAAAUCAUUGCCAACAUUUCCGUGCUACUCGAGACGUUAUGCUCUGUACUCUGCUGCAAGUCUUAGUGGUACGUAUUCUCCAGCCUCCCUAACCAGGCCGUCAGCCUUGAUUCUCAAGCCGAUUGAAAAACUAACUUGA